This is a messenger RNA of Myxocyprinus asiaticus (Chinese sucker), 5821 nucleotides long. RefSeq names its product starch binding domain 1 (gene stbd1). Gene Ontology annotation, molecular function: starch binding. The record is from RefSeq and is a predicted model, not a curated record. The transcript has 2 exons. Lineage: Eukaryota; Metazoa; Chordata; Actinopteri; Cypriniformes; Catostomidae. Gene Ontology annotation, cellular component: membrane. The coding region runs from base 128 to 1903 and encodes 591 amino acids.
UGCUGGAACUGCUUUUCAUCUUCUGCCGCAUCAAAGGCUCAUUUCGCUCGUGGCGCUGAGAAUGAAGCGAUCCGCUGCACCUGUACAUCACCAUUAAAGCCUUUUCUACCCACUUCAAACCAUUGCAAUGAAAAAGAGUAAACCGAUUGCGCUGGACCGGCGUGAUAUUCAUUCCCUGCUGGAUCUGAUCGGUGGGUACGGUGCUGUGGUCGCCGCGGGGAUCAUUGCCAUGCUGUCGGUGUUCGCGGCGUUCUUCAUUUACCGAUCCGUUAGAGGUCAGCGCCGGAAGGAUGGCGAGAAUAACGGGAAGGAAACGGCAGCAGCAACGGAAGAAGGGAGUUUGGCUCGGAAGAGGAGGAAAGAGAUAGAUAAUCAACCUACCGAGGCAACAGGUGAGCAUCAGGAGGGAAAACCGAAAAAGGAUUGCAGUGAAUCCAGAGGUGAUAUAGACCUCUCAGUCACCAACAACAUACUCCUUCCUACUGAGAAAGACCUGAAUGAAGCCACUCUCAAGGACCUGGAAGAAAUAACAGAUGAGCUCCUAACGGAAUUGGAACCAGAUUUGGGAGACAAAACAGAUUCUGAUCUGGAUCAAUGCAUGGAAAUGGAUCCUGACGAUAACACUGAAUGUGAGGAUCAUUUUCAACACAAGGAUGACGAUGAAGGAUGUGAGGAAGAUGCCUGUAAGCUUUUGGCUGAUGUGAGUGUACAGUCCACCCAGUGUGAGGCCAGUGAGUCUGUUGAGGAGUAUCUGAGAGAUCUGGACGAGUCUGAGACCGGGCCGAGUGGAGAUACAGAUGAGCCAUCUGAAACUGAAAGUGCUCAGGAGAUCAUUGAUCAGAGACAUCAAGAUGUCCCUACUUGUAAACCUCAGGAAGAUUUGCUAGAUCAUGCCUUCACUAAUCAAAGCAAUUCUACUCGAGACCAAGUCAUGGAUCAAUCCAAGCAUAGUAAGAUCCAAUUUGAAGAGGACAACAAAACGGUGUCAAUGGUGGGGGAAGUGGAAAAUGCAUACAAAAAGCUUGAAGAUCAUCAUGAUUGCCAUUUUCCACACAAAAAUGACUUUGAUUGCUGUUGCAGUGAUAAGCAGACAGAUACGGCAGACAAAAUGAAGAACCAGCCAUGGUUUUACAGUGGAAGCUACUCCAAAGAUGCAAUGAAAAAUCACUACCAAGACCACAGAAACAGGGUUGACUACCACAAUGAGCCCUUGCACCAAAACUUCCUGGGUUUCCACACUGGUAAUACCUUCAUCGAUGGAUCUUCCACACAGGCCUGCCUCUCAAGCGAGUCCAGUGAGAAGAAAGCGGAUAAGAAAUGUGCGUCAAUGGCAAAAAAACAGGAAAAGAAUGAGAUUAGUAUCAUGGAUGCCAUAAUGGACAAUAACGAGUGGCUAAAUGUAGGCGGGCCAGAGUUGCGAGAUCUUCCUUGGCUAACACCAGCUGCAACUUGUUCCCCGUCAUCUGUUGACGAAAAACGCACACAAAGUGAAAACAGUGAGUUUGAAACGAUUGUCACACUGGGGCAAGUAAACACUAGUUUAAUCAAAGAAGAAGAUGAAGACUUGGCAUAUAAAAGAGUAGCAACUGUUCCGCCUUUGCCACAACCGGUUAACGUCACCUUCAGGAUUCACUAUAUCACCUACUCUCCAAGCCAGCUGGUCGCUGUUACUGGGAGUCUGCAGGAGUUGGGGGCCUGGGAGAGCUUUGUUCCGCUCAACAGAGCCAAGGAUGGGUUCUGGUCCAACACUAUCACCCUCCCCAUGGAGAGCCAACUGGAGUGGAAGUUUGUCCUGGUAGAGGAUGGAAAGAUCUGCCGCUGGGAGGAGUGUGGAAACCGCUCUCUUGUUUUAGCAAGUCAAGAUGAAGAGGUCUAUCUUGAUAAGUGCUGGGCAUGUACUUGAUCUCAGAGGAGACUGUCUCCUUUCAACUCUAUACAGCAAUAAUAAUCCAUAGUGCAUUACUUGGAUCCAAUAUGUAAGGUAAUCAUAUACAAUUGUAAUAUUAUUGGAUAUUAAUGAAUUGUUCUGAUAAAGCAUGAGGCUGUGGAACUGUUACUAUAGUAAUACGAUUAUACGAUUACUAAUAUGCAUUUUUUUUUUUUUUUUUUUUUUUACUUUAAUAAACAAUGUGCUUAUGGGUUGAUUGUCCGUCAUUGAGACUAUAACCCUGUUACAGCAACAUACCAAAAUGUUGAAAGUCGACAAAAAAGUCUUUGGAUAUUCCAUUAUUCAACAAAAUUUCAGAAAUGUCCCUGGCUCAAAAUAUAUUUUUUUGUCAGGAGCAUCUUUAGUUGAUACAUACCAAAUGUUGUGCUAAUUAAACGGCUUGCAGAUUAAAAAAAAUAUAUAAAAAAAUCAAAGUGGGAGAAAUUGUUUCUUGUGACAAUGAAAAUACAUGCGAGCAUUUCAUUUGGGACCAUAUGGUUCCAGAGUUGUUGAUGUAAAUGUGCUAUUUAUAGCGCUACCUAGUAACGGAUGGAUAUGUGUGAGCACCUGAGUAGUCCGGGGGGAUUUGGGACCAUCAAACCAAGUUUGGGAUCUCUAUGAUUUACAGUGUCUGACACCCAGACACUUUUAGGGCAGAAAAAUAGAAAAUUAGUACAUGUACAGUUUCAGCACCUUUGGAGUUUGGACACCUAAUGAUGCAUUUCAGAGCUUAGAAGUACAUUUCAGAAAUACAAAUACUAGAUAUACUGUAGGUAUUGCACUAACUGAAGCUGAAGGGCCACUUGUGUCACUUAUUCACUCAAAAAAUAUUUUUGCAUAUUUUUAAAAUGUAUGCAUUUAAAUAAUAAUAAAAAAUCUAUCCAAUUGAAAUGUGUAAUGAUUAACAAAAUUAAAUUAAACUUUUUUUUUUAUUUGAUGAAAUAUUACUCAUUUCAAUUUGAUGGAAUUUUAUGAAAUUGAAAUUAUUUUGUGUUCUUAAUAAUUUGACAUUAUUUGAAAAAAUAAAAGCACAUUUCUAAUUUCAACAUUUUGUACUUUUUUUUUUUUAUUUUUAUUUUUUUUUUUUUUGGAUGAGAAAAACUAGCUUUUUGUCACGUGGCCCAUAUUUGAUUUCUGACCAUUGAAAAUGAGUCAAAUGUAACCAUUUUCAGAUGGAGCCACAUUUGGAGUUCCAUAUUUCUGGGAUCUAAAUAUAUAGCGUUUUAAAAAUGAAGAUAUAAAAUGGAAAGUUUGUUCUAAACAAGAGUCUGAAAGCAUAUUAAGAUAUCUUUAAUAUUUCUGGAAUUAUAGACACAACAAAAAAGUGCCUUUUUUUCAAUAUUUUGACUCAUACCAUUGGCAUAAAAUGCAACAAGGGCUGCUGAAGUCAACUGAUUUUAGUAAUAGACCUUCCUAUCGCUGUGUAAAAAUAAAAUCAUGACACUAACACCUUUCUUUGGUUAUUUUUCCCCCUGUAGUUUUGCUACAAAAUCAGAUGAAAAUUUUAAUUUCGACCCCCCCCCCCCCCUCUACAAAUUAAUGGAUUGUUCAGUAAAUAUUGAUCCAUGGUAUUUAAUAUUUUGGCUUUCAUCAUCAUUAUGGUUAUCUUUCACCAAUAAAAAAAUAUAUAUCGAAACAAAAUUUUGAGCCAGGGACCUCUUGUUGAGUUUAAGGGAUGACCCACUUGUCUUUUAUGUGUAAAGGAAAAUUCGGUAACACUUUUCAAUAGGUUUAUAUUCGUUAACAUUAGUUAAUGCAUUAUGUAUCAUGAACUAACAACAAAUACUAAUGUUAAUGAACACAACCUUAAUGUAAAGUGUUACAGUGCCAAAUCCUUCUUCCAGAGAUAAAGUAUAAAAAUAUAUCUCCAAUCUCAGAAUGCUUUGUGUUAGCUACAAUGUUGCAGUAAUCACAUUGAUGAGGAUCAUUUAUGUUAAACUUUUUCUAAUUAUGUAAUUGUGACACAAUCCUUGUAUGAUAUCAGGUUGUUUCUAUAUUCUUAUCAUUAGGUCAGAAACAUACUCUAAUGCAAAUAUGCCAGUGGAUUGCAUGUGUGCAGUCCCAUUGUACAUAUUGCAUUAUGAAUUCUGGUUUGGAACACCACAACACAUGAAAUCGAGCUUGCAUCGCUAGAAGCGUUUGGGUGCAUGUAUUUGUGUGGAGUAUUUUUCACAGUGGUGAAAGCUUUGAGAACUGCAUUUCAGAUUUUUUUUUGUUUCUUUGCCAGUUUGGCAUUCCACUCUGAUGGGUCAGUAAGUUAAAUGCUGACAUAAAGUCAGCUUAUACUCUUCCUAAAUCCCAGCCUUGAAUGUCCAAAUACUGUCAUUCUCCUAAUCAUGAGCUCUGCAGCUGCAGUUUGGCCUUGAAAUGACUGCCAAGUUCUGCCUGUUAGCGUCCUCUGGGAGCAGUUCAGGUGAUGAACAUGGUGAGAAGUCGGAUGUUGUAAUCUGCAGAUCUUUUAAUUUUAUUACAUCAUUCAAUUCUGCUAAAAUGACAUCAGCAGCUGCUAGUGUCUUAGUUUUGUUAUUAUUGCCAACUGCAUCUAGCAUACCCUAAUUUAGUCCUUACAUAGAUUCUGCUUUUUAGGUUUAUGAAAUAUCUCAGUAGCAAAACUACGCAUCAUAAUAUAAUAUGAUAAAACGUUUUAUUUUUUUCCCACAAUGUCUGCCUUAACAGAAUGAAUGAUCUUUGCUGCUCACACUUUGGACUAAAUGUUUUCUUUUUCUUUUGACUGUACCUGUUCAUGUUUUUUGUUUGAUUUUUCAGUCAAAAUUCAGGUGUAAUACUGUUUUUGACCUUUAAAUGUAUGUUUAACUGUCAAUCAGUAAAUGUCACAGAAUAUUAUUUAAUUCAAUAAAAUCAAUUGCAAUAUUAACAAUAAAUUGCUCCUGUCAUAUGCCACCAAAUGCACCUCACUGGAUUAUACAUUUCCAUGCCAUGGGCACUGACACACCCCUGGCCCAUACAGACACUGGCUUUUGGACCUGAUGCUAAUAACAACUUGGAUGGUCCUAUUCCUCUUUGGCCCGGAUAACACAAUGGCUGUGUUUUUCAAAAACUUUUUGGAAUGUGGACUCUACAGACCAAAAAACACAGUUCCACUUUUCUGCUUUCCAUCUAAAAUGAGACCGAGCCCAGAGAAAUCGGCAGCGCUUCUGGACAGUGUUGAUGUAUGGCUUCUGCUUUGCAUAGUAAAAUCUUAACUUGCAUCUGUAGAUGCAGCAGCGACUGGUGUUGACUAACAAAGGUUUACUAAAGUUAUCCCAAGCCCACGUUCAUGAUAUCCAUUACAGAUGAAUGAUGAUUUUUAAGACAGUGAUGCCUGAGGGAUCAGAGAUCAUGCGCAUUCAGAAGUGGUUUUCGUCUUGCCCUUUACGCACCGAGAUUUGACCAGAUUCCUUGAAUCUUUUAACUAUAUUGUGCACUGUAGAGGGUGAAAUGCCCCAAAUCCUUUCAAUUUGUCUUUGGGGAACAUUGUUCUCAAAGUGCUGGAUUAUUUGCUGAAGCAUCUGUUGGCAAAUUGACAAGUCUCGAAUGAUCCUUGCUCUUGAAGGACUAGGCUGUUUUUGGAAGCUCCUGAUAUACUAUGACACGACUGCCUCACCUGCUUAACAUCUCUUGUUUUACAUCGUCUUAUUUCAACUUGUCAAAUUGUUAUUAGUCUUAAAUUGCCCCUGUCUCAACUUUUUUGGAGCAUGUUGCAAUCAUCUGAUUUGAAAUAACUAUACAUUUAAAAAUAAAUAAAAACUUAACUGGGUAAAACAUCAUACAAUGUGUAGUUGUAGUGCUUUCAAUAUAGCAAAGGGUGAAUAUAAUUUACAAAUCACUCAUUUUUGUUUUUAUUGGCAUUUUUUAUACUGUCCCAACUUUUUUGGAAUUGGGGUUGUACAUUAC